GCCUAAAGGCAGCUCCACAGCCUCCUUCUUCCUCCUCAGUCUUGUAGUCACACAGCUUGGAUCAGGGCUAAAGGAUGAACAUGUCCCCCACAGUGGCCUCUCUCUUGUGGCUUGGGCUGUGUCUGGCUCAGAUCGCUGCUGCAGGGGCUCAGUCCCUCCCUUCAAUGGGCUCCUGCCCAUCUUCCAGCUCAGAACAGAAGGGCACCUCCAUGGCAGGGACCCCCAAACCCUUAAUUUGGGUUGAGCCCGGCUCUGUGGUGCCCAGGGAAGCACACAUACAUUUCUGUUGCCGGAGCCCAUGGAGAAGUGGGAGUUUUCAGCUUUGGAGGGAUGGAGGAUGCUUAUUUCAGAUAAACGCCUCCAGAGAGCAGGCUGAUGUCUGCUUUCCAAAAUCCUUAGCUGCUGCAGGGAGCUACAGCUGUCGCUACUCCCAGGGACUCCACUGGUCAGAGCUCAGUGCCCCCCUGCAGCUGCUGGUGACAGGACAUUUCUCCAAACCCUCGUUACGUGGAGCACCAAGUACUGUGGUAGCUGCAAGAGACACAGUGACCUUCCUGUGCCAGGCAUUACGCAGCUAUCAUAACCCAAAAUUCAUGUUCUCUUUGCUGAAGGCUGGGGUGCCCCAUCCCGUACAGCACCAGAGCCCAGAAGGGGAUGUGGCCAACUUCACUCUCCCGUCUGUGAAGGCUGAGGAUGCUGGGAACUACAGCUGCAUUUACUCAGUGGGAGAGAGAUCAUCAUCUCCCAGUGACGCCCUGCAGUUGAAGGUGACAGCUCAAGAUUACACUGUGGGCAACAUCGUCCGCAUAGCUCUGGCAGGGCUCGUCCUCAUCAUCCUGGGCGUCUUCCUGGCUGAGGCCUGGCACAGCCAACAGAGGUCCUGAGAAACAGCCCAGGACCUCCCUGCCCAGGACAUGGGCCAGCCAGGAAAGCAGAGUCGGGGUCUGAGGACUGGGUGGUUUCUUGUGGGAAGAGAUUGGGGGGGGGGGGACCAGGGGAGCUGUAAAGAGUUCAUCCAAGCCAGUUUGGUGUCAUUCUUUACCUGAGGUUAACAUCAAAGCAUUGCCUGGUGAUCUGUCUGUUGCUGGAUCUCCUCACUGUGAUAAGAGCCUGUGAAUGUGAUAAACACAUUCAGAGGCUACUCUAGAGCUGAGAGGCUACUAUGUGUUCAUUCUCAUUUUCUCAGCUGGGGAGGCAGCCAUUGUGGCCAGUCCUGUAUUUGGGUCAAAGCAAUAUGGAGCAAUAAUGGAGGCUCUUGUUAUGGGGUUGUAAUGUAAUGAGGUUGCACAAGUUGUCUUGGGAGAAUGUUGGUAUCUACCCAAAUCUUUACUGUAACACCAAAAUAGUUGUUUAAAAAGGUGGGAGGCAACUGGGUACCUCAGUGGACUGAGAGCCAAGUCUAGAGAUGGGAGGUGCUGGAUUAAAAUCUGGCCUCAGACACUUCCCAGCUGUGUGACCCUGGGCAAGUCACUUAACCCCCAUUGCCUAGACCUGCUCACUCUUCUGCCUUGGAACCAAUACACAUUAUUGGUUCCAAGACAGAAGGUGGGGGUUUAAAAAACAACUGAAAUGGCAUGGAAAUGUGUUUUUCCCCUAAUAGCAGCACCAAGAGAUGGUUAGAUAAAGAAUGAGAGUGACCCCAAAAUGUGGGAAAAUGAGUUAAUGUUUAUUCCAAUUCACCCCCUGAGAUCCCAUGUUACAAUGGUAUCAAGAGAGACUGAAAUUCAUUUUUAACUUUCAUGAGAUCCUAAAUAUCUAUGAAUGUAACCUGUAAUUAUGGGAAGCAUCUUGGAAAGAGCAGCUUAAAACUUCCUCUGUUGUCUUGAUAUUUACCACCAGAAUGUGAAAGCUGUGUUGAUGUAGAGAAGGCAAAGAAUUACAUCCUCCUUGUCUUGUCCUUUGAUCCAGCAAUACCACUACAGAGUUUGUAUCCCAAAGAGAGUAUAUUAAAUGGGAAAGGUCCUGUUGGUACACAAAUAUUUAUUGCUGUGUUUUUUGUGGUGGCAAAAAAAAAAUGGAAAAUGAGAGGAUGUCCAUUGAUUAGAGAAUGACUGAACAAACUGUGCUAUUUGAUGGUGAUGGAAUACUAUUGUGCUCAAAGAAAUAAUGAACUGGAGGGAUUCCAUGUGAACUGGAACGACCUCCAGGAACUGAUGCAGAGUGAAAGGAGCAGAACCAGGAGAACAUUGUACACAGAGACUGAUACAUUGUAGCACGAUGAAAUGUAACUGAGUUUUCUACUGGCAGCAAUGCAAUGACCCAGGUUAAUUCUGAGGGACUUAUGGGAAAGAACGCUAUCCACAUUCCAGAGAAAGAACUGUGGGAGAAAUGCAAAAGAGAAAGAAAUGUGGAACAGAAAUGCAAAAGCAAAACAUAUGAUUUAUCACUUGUUCUUGUGGGUAUAGGAUUUGGGGUUUUGGUUUUAAAAGAUGGCUUUAUUGCAAAAAUGCACAAUAUGGAAAUGGGUAUGGAGUGAUAACACAUGUAUAACACAUGUAUAACAGUGGAAUUCCUUGUCAGCUCUGGGAGGGGGAAGGGAAGAGGGGAGGGAGACAACAAAAAUCAAGUCACCACAGAAAAAUAUUU
Molecule: messenger RNA, 2586 nt
Organism: Monodelphis domestica (gray short-tailed opossum)
Lineage: Eukaryota; Metazoa; Chordata; Mammalia; Didelphimorphia; Didelphidae
Product: T-cell-interacting, activating receptor on myeloid cells protein 1-like
Biological process (GO): immune response-regulating signaling pathway
Cellular component (GO): plasma membrane
Source: RefSeq, a predicted model, not a curated record